GUUCUUGAGAAGUCACCACUGUUCAAUUUCAUGGAUCAAAUGUAAUGGGUCCAUGACUCCAUGGCCUGUUCAUAUAAUUAACGAAUGGUGUGGGCGUGAAAGAUAAAUUUGACUGACAGUCUGUGUAUUGACUGUUGUUUACGGUUUACAGGCAGAUAUAAUAAUCAUAACAUUUGAAAAAGAGAAGCAAUUCAAUGAUUUGUUGGAGUAUAAAUAAGGCUACACAAGGAUCCCAGAGGCCUCUGUCCAUCUCUCUCAACCCCAAGAGAGUUUAAUAAGAGGAGUUGGGUUGGAUUGGGUUGGGUUUCUAUUUCCAGCUUCUGUAUCUUUCCAUUAAUUUUUGGUUAUUUCCUUACAGACCAAACCCAGAUCCGCAUAUAGCUCUGCCGUCUCCCUAUUUCUUCUUCUGAGAAGAUGAGUCGGCAUAGACGAUAGAUGACUUUGUUUCUUCUCUAUUUAAAGUACCGCAUAUGAUGGGCGAUAGAAUCCCAUCUGGAAGUUACUUCCAAUACUCUCCUUCUGGAGUACAUGCUUCUCCUCACAGGCCUUCUUCUGCUUAUUUAGAUCGAGAGAGCAAUGGAAGAUAUUUGGGUGAAUUGUUGGCAGAGAGGCAGAAACUAGGGCCAUUUAUGCAAGUUUUGCCACUUUGCAGCCGGCUUCUUAAUCAAGAGAUCAUACGAGCAUCUGCUUCAGUACAAAAUCAAGGUUUUCCGGAUCAUGAAAGAAUUGAGCAUGAGAGCCCACUGAGGUCAACUGUUCAACAACCAAAUGGUGGACCCAUGGAUUUGGAGGAAUGGUCUGUGAUGCAAACAGAGGAGAAUGGAAUUCUUCAAAGAAUGGGCUCCUUCCAAGCUUCACCAAUUGGUUGGCAUGGGGCACCUGCAGUUCCAACAAGCCCUGUUGUGAAGAAAGUCAUUCGACUAGAUGUUCCAGUUGACAAGUUUCCCAAUUUCAACUUUGUUGGCAGACUCUUGGGGCCACGAGGGAACUCUUUGAAAAGAGUUGAAGCUACAACACAAUGUAGGGUGUACAUAAGAGGUCGAGGUUCUGUGAAGGAUUCUGUUAAGGAAGAAAAACUCAGAGAUAAACCUGGAUAUGAGCACCUAAAUGAGCCUUUAAACGUGCUGGUGGAGGCUGAAUUUCCAGCAGAAAUAAUAGAUUCUCGUCUGAAUCAAGCUGUGGCAAUAUUAGAUGACCUUUUGAAGCCUGUGGAUGAGUCCUUGGAUUACUACAAGAAGCAACAAUUGAGGGAAUUGGCUCUGCUAAAUGGUACAUUGAGGGAGGAGAGCCCUCACAUGAGCCCAAGCAUGUCCCCAUUCAAUAGUGCAGGGAUGAAACGAGCCAAGACAGGACGAUAGCCCCUAUGUUCUCGUUGAAGCAUAAUAUCUUUCCAGGGUCCAAAAAAGGCACUCGUGUCUGGAUAUAGCUUCUUAAUGAUUAACCAUCUUGCAAGUACCUUGGGAGGCUGAAAAUUUUCGACUGGUUGAUAGUACUUUGAGUGGGUUAAAGAUUUGGUGCUGGACAUAACUCAGAUGGGUUUCUAUUCAAUAUUUUGUGUUAAGGCUUCCAUCUUAAAACUAAUUUAGCUUAAAGUGGGUGGCCUCUUGUGGCUCUUAUUCAUGAUAGUUGAGUCACCCACAGCAGAUGCAGGACUAUCUUAAUAAUCGACCUUAUGUGCAGUCUUCUUAUUGCUCUA
Macadamia integrifolia is the source of this 1696-nucleotide messenger RNA. RefSeq names its product KH domain-containing protein At1g09660/At1g09670. Gene Ontology annotation, biological process: regulation of mRNA splicing, via spliceosome. NCBI's taxonomy places the organism in Eukaryota, Viridiplantae, Streptophyta, Magnoliopsida, Proteales, Proteaceae. The record is from RefSeq and is a predicted model, not a curated record. Gene Ontology annotation, cellular component: nucleus. Bases 471 to 1358 code for a protein of 295 amino acids. Gene Ontology annotation, molecular function: mRNA binding. The transcript is spliced from 7 exons.